Messenger RNA from Trypanosoma grayi, 219 nucleotides. RefSeq lists its product as hypothetical. Bases 1 to 219 code for a protein of 72 amino acids. The record is from RefSeq and is a predicted model, not a curated record. The transcript has a single exon. NCBI's taxonomy places the organism in Eukaryota, Euglenozoa, Kinetoplastea, Trypanosomatida, Trypanosomatidae.
AUGUUUCCCAGCAGAAUAGUUCCGGCGCGUAACUGCUGCAGUGUGGCGCUCGCCGGCGACUGCAGCGGCUCGUCCUCAGUGAAACCGCCAAAAAUGGUCUUGCUCGUGCUGCUGCCGAUCUCAAUCAUGACGUUCUUCUCGAUGCGCACAACGGCGCUCUCUGCGAACGGCUUCAGCCCAGCGGUGCGCAGCGCGUCGGCGGACGGUGCCGCAAAUUGA